This is a messenger RNA of Candoia aspera, 1725 nucleotides long. RefSeq names its product cytochrome c oxidase assembly factor 5. Gene Ontology annotation, biological process: mitochondrial respiratory chain complex IV assembly. The transcript is spliced from 3 exons. The record is from RefSeq and is a predicted model, not a curated record. The coding region runs from base 156 to 383 and encodes 75 amino acids. Gene Ontology annotation, cellular component: mitochondrion. Lineage: Eukaryota; Metazoa; Chordata; Lepidosauria; Squamata; Candoiidae.
CGCACGCAAGCAAGCUGCCUUUUCUACCCUUUUCGUAACUCCCGGAAGAGGUGAGGGGUGAACAAAGAUGGUAGCUUCCUGGAAGUGUCGAUCCUGCAGCUGAGGAAGGUGCGGUGACUCGUGAAGAACGCCGAAAGCAAGAGCGCCUCGUCGCGAUGCCGAAAUACUACGAAGGGAAAGAGGAGGACAAACGGGCGUGCUCCGGGGUGCGCGAGGAUUUGAAAUCCUGCCUGCUGGAGUGUCCCUGCGUGAUCCAGGAAGGGAAACACCCCAAACAAUGCUUGAAGGAAGGACAUUGCAGAAGUUUGCUAAUUUCCAUGUUUGAAUGCAGAAGAUCAUUGUUGGAUAACAGAACAAGGUUCAGAGGAAUGAAAGGAUAUUGAAGCUCCCCAUUAAGAAGAAAACUGGGCUGUAUUGUUGGUGGAUUAAAGGACUGGAAUUCUAUGGGUUUCCUCGGAAGCCAUUCCUUGGUGUGAUAGCAUUGAAUGAUUGGCACAGCUGAGUACCAGAGGUACGGAAAUGAAAAUCAAGUCUGGUGGUUUUAUUUUAUUUUAAAUAAAAUAAAAUAAUCUUUAAUUUCAACUGACCUCCUUAAUCUUGAGAAUUAUUUUUUCUAGGAAUUUAAUUAUUGUAUAGGUUGAUUCACUCUCAAGAUAUGUAAUAUUAUUGUACUCACUUUUUUAAGUUUUUUAACAAGUGUUCUGCAAAAAUGCCAAAUUAAGUAGACAGAUCAUUCUCAUGAGAAAGUAUUACUCUAGUUCUGGAAAGGAUAUACAAGUGUGGAAUCAGAACAGUGCAAUUCUAAACUGGUACCUACUGGAGUAGAUGUGUGUAUUUGAUAUAAAAUUCCAUGUAUUUCCCAAAGCAGAUCCAGCUACUGAUGUUUGGAUGUAGAACUCAGUCAUGUCCUGCAAACACCGCAAUUUCCAAAAACUCACUCUAGAACUCAUUUUAACAUGGUUUUAAAAAUGCAAAGAUUGCAAUACUCUGCAUAUGUGGCCUUCAGCUGGAAAUGCCUUGAAGCUAUGGUGCCAGCACAUCUUGGGGAUAGCAGACUGGAAAAGGCUGGCUUAAAGGUUUACUUUUUCCACAAAAAUAUUGUUGCUAAAUAGGAUGUUUAACCAUUUUUUCUACAGGAGUAUUCUUCCUGUGCUCCAUCAUUGUACUAUUUAUACCUAAAUCUGUAAUCUCUUUUUAUAUGUGAUUUCUUUUAUGAAAUUAUAGGCAACCACCUAUGGCAAAACUGGCAACACAUCACCCACAAAUACUAAGAUACCUUUUGUGUCUUCCAAGUAGUGCCUAUGCUUCUCCAGUAAUUAAAAUUCUAUCCAAAAUCUCUUGUGAUUGUGUAUAUGAAGGGCGGGGUGGGGGGGGGUGAGGAUGCAGAAGACCUGGAAAGGUUGCUAAAGGUUCAAUGAUCUUCAGCGGUGGAACUCUUAAAACCCAAAGGGUGUUCUGUUGACAACUGAAGGGUUCAUAUUACCUGAUGACGGUUGCUCUGUAAUUAUAAAGCACAUUGGGAGGUGCUUCACCAUUUUUGGGGUGGGCGGGAGAUAGAAAUUGUUACAGCAAAAUAUACAUGUGGCUGUGUAGAACUCUCACAGUGCCAGGGCGUUUCCCUGUGUGUAAAGGGAGUAGGUUCACUUUGAGCCCUGGUGAAGUAGUCAUUUUCCCUGUAUUCAUCCUGAUUACAGGUCCAUUGUCUGGAGGAUAACAGUGUAUUCC